Phasianus colchicus (ring-necked pheasant) is the source of this 2447-nucleotide messenger RNA. RefSeq names its product regulator of chromosome condensation 2 (gene RCC2). Gene Ontology annotation, cellular component: membrane. The record is from RefSeq and is a predicted model, not a curated record. Lineage: Eukaryota; Metazoa; Chordata; Aves; Galliformes; Phasianidae. Gene Ontology annotation, molecular function: small GTPase binding. Gene Ontology annotation, biological process: negative regulation of GTPase activity.
UUUUUUUCUCCUGCCCGUACAUGUGUUUCUGUUUUGUAUCGCAGCGUUUCUCCUGGCGGCUCAUAUUUACAUUUUAAGUGCAUCUGGAAACACCACCAAAAAUAUUGCAAAGGCCCCGGGGUCGGUGCUGUCUGUAUGCUGCACCCUUCGCUCUAAACCAGGCGCCAUGCCCCGGAGGAAGGCGGCGGGGCCGCCCUGGGAGCCCGGCCCGGGCAGGAGGAGGCCCGGGGCGGCGGGAGGGAGGCGGAGGCCUCGUAACGGCGGAGGAGGCGGCGGCAGCAGCGGCGGUAGCAGCGACGAUGAGGCGCCCCGAGAGCGGAGGCCGCGGGACGGCAGCCCAGGAGGAGGAGGAGGAGGGAGGAGGCCCGGCCGGCCUGCAGCGCCCGGCUCGGGCUCGGCUCUCGGCCCCGGGCCCGGCGGCGCGGCGCGGGGACAGGCGGUGGUCAUCUGCGAGCCCGAGCACAGCAAGGAGCGCAUCAAACUCGAGGGCUCCAAGUGCAGAGGACAGCUCCUGAUCUUUGGGGCCACCAACUGGGACCUGAUCGGCCGCAAAGAAGUGCCUAAGCAGCAAGCUGCAUAUCGAAACCUGGGCCAGAAUUUAUGGGGGCCACACAGGUAUGGGUGUCUCUCAGGUAUUCAGGUGCGGAGUGUGGUUUCGGGACCAUGUGCGGCUCACAGCCUCCUCAUCACUGCUGAGGGCAAGCUGUGGAGCUGGGGUCGCAAUGAGAAGGGGCAGCUGGGCCAUGGGGACACAAAGCGUGUGGAAGCCCCCAAGCUCAUCGAGGUGCUGGGCGGUGAGGCCAUCGUGCUGGCAGCAUGCGGCCGGAACCACACACUGGCUCUCACAGAGAGUGGCUCCGUAUAUGCUUUUGGGGAGAACAAAAUGGGGCAGCUUGGUCUUGGGAACCAAACAGAUGCUGUUCCAAGCCCUACACAGAUCAUGUACAAUGGGCAGCCCAUCACCAAAAUGGCCUGCGGGGCUGAGUUCAGCAUGAUCAUGGACUGCAAAGGAAACCUCUACUCCUUUGGGUGCCCGGAGUACGGGCAGCUGGGGCACAACUCAGAUGGGAAGUUCAUCGCCCGAGCACAGCGCAUAGAGUACGACUGUGAGCUGGUGCCGCGCCGUGUGGCCAUCUUCAUUGAGAAGACCAAAGAUGGGCAGAUCCUGCCUGUCCCCAACGUGGUGGUGCGGGAUGUGGCAUGUGGGGCCAACCACACGCUUGUCUUGGAUUCCCAGAAGCGUGUUUUCUCCUGGGGCUUUGGUGGCUAUGGGCGGCUGGGCCACGCAGAGCAGAAGGACGAGAUGGUGCCACGCUUGGUCAAACUCUUUGACUUCCCAGGCCGAGGAGCUGCACAGAUCUAUGCUGGCUACACAUGUUCCUUUGCUGUCAGUGAGACAGGUGGCUUGUUUUUCUGGGGUGCCACUAACACCUCCCGUGAGUCCACCAUGUACCCAAAAGCAGUGCAGGACCUGUGUGGCUGGAAGAUCCGCAGCCUGGCCUGUGGAAAGAGCAGCAUCAUUGUGGCAGCGGACGAGAGCACCAUCAGCUGGGGCCCAUCUCCCACCUUUGGAGAGCUGGGCUAUGGGGACCACAAGCCCAAGUCAUCAACGGCUGCCCAAGAGGUGAAGACCUUGGAUGGGAUCUACACGGAGCAGGUGGCCAUGGGCUAUGCCCACUCACUGGUGAUUGCCCGCGAUGAGAGCGAUGCCGAGAAGGAGAAGCUGCGCAAGCUGCCAGAGUACAACCCCCGCACCAUCUGAAGGCAGUCCACAGCUCUACUACCUGUUCUCCUACAAUUUCCAAAGCGUUGGAUUCCCCCCUUCCACGGCCAAGACCUUUCCCCGUGGCUUUUCCAUUUCCCAUCCCCACCCUCGCAGGACCUUUUGGCACAUCCAGGCUUUUUAGUUGUUGGGUUUUGGGGCUUUUUUUAUUUGUUCAUUUUAUUGCUGUUCCGCACAGAAAGGGGGGUGCUGGGUUCACCUGGGUAGGCAUAGAUUUUUAAUAUUUUUUUUUAUUAUUAUCUUUGUUACCAGAUUUCUCUGGUUGUAGGCUUGGAGCAAAACUCAACCAGUAAACCCCUCAUUUUCCACAACAUCGCAGUUUUGGGGGGCAUUUUUCACAAAUAACCUCUAUUUUGGGUGCUAUUAUUUUAGGGUUGUGUGUGUUUCCCACCAUCCUUCCUCAGCAUCCCUUUUCCUCUGGGGAUUUGGGACCACAUGUGCUAUUUCAUACCCAUAGGGACAAACCCUGUGCUCCCUUCUCCAUCCCAGCAUCAUUUUUUGAGCUGGAUGCCUCCAAACCUGCGGAUUCCCCAAACCCCCUACUGCCCAUCCCAGGGCGAUCUCAGGUAUGAAGAGCAGGCCCUGAAGCAUUGUGCAAGCUUUUUCCCUUUGGUUUUUUUUUCUCUUUUCCCAUUAAUUAUUAUUAUUUUUAUUAUUAUUAUUA